AUGUCAGCAGCUGCUGCCCGCGAGGCGGCUGCUGCUUCUAGCGGCAGCAGCGGUUCAACUGCAGCAGCAACAGCAGCAGCAGCAGCGGCAAUAGCAGCAACACCGCCAGCAGCAGGAUCUGCCGCUGCUGCUGCUGCUGCUGAUCCUGUGGUUUCCUUCUUGCUGCAGGAUGAUCAGCAGCUGCAGCAGCACAUCGAGCUCUGUACUGAGUUGCUGCAGCAGCUGCUACUUAAUAGCAAGCGGAAGCAGCAGCAACAACACAUUAGGGAGCAGUUGCUGCCGGAGCUGCAGCAGCUGCAGCAGCAGGCAGAAGCAAAGACAGCGCGGCUGGCGCAGCAGCUGAGGGCAGCAGCAAAAACAGCAGAAGCGAUUAGCGAGCCCAUUAGGAAGCUGCAGCAGCAGCAGCAACUGCUGCAGCAAGCAGCAGAUAUAGCGAAGCAAAUAAAUGCUAUACGCACACAACAGAAACGUGCUGCUGCUGCACUGGAAGAGGGGGAUGUGCUGCUGGCUGCUGCAUGCAUUAGUAGCUGCCUAUACACCCGAGAUAACUUCGAGCGAAUAGACGAGCAGUAUCAGCAGCAGCAGCAGGGAGAAGCAGCAGCACCUGAAGGCAUCUGCAGAGCAGAGGCUGGUGUGCUGCAGCAACUGCAACAGCAGCAACAGCAGCUGCUGCAGCACCUCAACAAGCGUCUGGCCGCCGUGGCGCGGAGACUCGUAGCAGCAGCACUGCAACAGCAGCAGCAGCAGCAGCAGCAAAUGUCUCGUUUGGAUACAGGGGGCAGCGCAGACAACCCGGAGCAGCAGCAGGAGCUGGAUCAGCAAGACCGGGACGAGCAGCAGCAGCAGCAGCAGGAGCAGCAGGCAGAAUUGUCUUUGUUGCUGCGGUGCUACUUUUUGCUGCGGAGAGGUGCUGCAGCAGUUAGAGGGUUUUGUCGAUGUGCUGCAGAAGCCCUAGCAGAUGAUUGCUCCAGAUACUUCAAGGUGCUGCUGCAGCCGCAGAAGCAGACGGGAUCAGGGAAGCCGCAUGCAGCGCUGCUGCAUCGGCUUUUUAACAACAUCUCCAAGGUUGCUGCAGUGCAGCAGGUCCUACGAUCUGCGGUGCUGGCAGUGGCGGGCCGCUACUCGAGGGAAAUCUCUGGCGGCGAAGCCGAUGGUGACGGUGCUGCUGCUGCUGCUGCUGCUGCAGCAGAAGCAGCAGCUUCUGCUGCAGCGGGAGCCCCUGCAGCAGCAGCAGCAGCAGCAUUUUUCUUAGCAGCAAUUUCUCAGGAGCUGGACGUGCAAGGCGUGAGGGUCCUCAACCAUUUCCUUGACGCCAAGUCAGCUGCCGCUGCUGCUGCUGCUGCUGCUGCUGUUGCUGUUGCAGUUGGCAGGACUUCUUCGCAUUCAGAAAGACAGAGGGAACGGAGAGAGACCCGGAAGCCCUCAGGUGAAGCACCUACGCCCAGCAGCAGCAGCAGCAGCAACAACAGCAGCAGCAGUAGAAACAGCAACAGCAGCAGCUGUAGCAGCAGCUGCAGCAAGUGCAUCUGGUUGGGCAGAAAGGUCGAGACGCGGUUGGAGGAGUGUGUGCUGCUGAGCCGCUGCUGCAGCAAGACGCAUGCAGCGCUGCUGCAGCAGUUUCGAGCAGCACUGGGCAGCGCUGCUGCUGUUCCUGCAGAUGCCGCAGCAGACGGCAGCAGCAGCAGCAACAGCAGCAGCAGCAACAGCAGCAGCAGCAGCAGCAGCAGCAGUCGGCUUCGGAAUGAGAGUAAUGCGGUGGCCGAAAUGUUGACGCAGCAGCAGGUUCGCCAGGUUGAGCAUCCGGCGCUGAUGCAGCGACGAGAGGAAUUAGUGGCGGAGUACAUCGCCCUUGAGCAUGCACUCAUGCUUUGGGCUGUGCGGGAGGCGCUGGAGGUGCAGGAUGAAUUGCCGUUUGCUGCUGCUGCUGCAGCAGCAGCAGCAGGGCGAAACGCAGGCGAGGGUUCGGUUGGAGCAGCAGAAGCAGCAGCAGCGCAGCAGCAGCGUUUAGCAGCAUUAAAAGAAGCAGAAGAAGAAGCACUCAGAGGGGGUGAAGGCCUUUACAGCACUAUGGCUGAGGACCUCUUCUUUGUGCUGCAGGCUUCGGUGCAACGCGCCCUAAGCAACAGCUACUCAAGUGCUGCAGCUGCUGCAACAGAAAGAGGUGCUGCUGCUGCUGCUUCUUCUCCUAAUGCUGCUGCUCCUGCUGCUGCUCUUGCUGCUGCUGCUGCUGCUGCAGGAGCCUGUCAUUGCUGGCCCGUCGCUGUCAACAACGUACAGCUGUGUCUCUCUUCCCUUGCUAACUUUAAGGCUGUUACUCAAAACGCAAUGCUGCAGCAGCACCAGCAGCAGCAGCAACAACAACAACAAGAUCCAGCAGCAGCAGCAGAUGCAGAAGGCGAAGGCAAAUCCCCGCUUCUUAUUAUGCAUUACACGCUGCAAGAGCUGGACGGAGCAGCAGAGGCGCUGCAGCAGCUGCACCACCGCAGCUGCAGUCUAACGAUAAGAUUUUUUCAGGUGUAUUGGCAGCACUGCUUUGAGCUGCUUAAAAUGUGCGAUUUCGAUCGGGAUGCAGCUUUGAUGGUCGUGAAGCAGCUAGAAGCAGGGUUAAUGCAGAAGACGUAUACUGCUGCUGCGGGUAUGACUGCGAGUCAAGAGACUCGGAGCCUUUGUUUGGUGGUGCAGCGGCUAAGCCUGAAUGCUGCUGCAGGCAGCAGCAGCAGCAGCAGCAGAUUCGAACACCGCGAAGCAGCAGCAGCAGCAACGGCAGCAGCAGCAGCAAAUCGAUGCUCCUUCUUCGAUGAUUUUGAAGAUGAAGAGGAGAGCCUUGCAGGCAUUCAUAUCAAUUACCCAGAACCUGUUCGCUCCAAGUUUGGUCGCGUGUUUGAAAUCGGAGAGCUUCUCAGCCUCCCCUCCCUCAGCGAGGUCUCUGAUCUGCUCGGGGAGGUGGAAGGCGGACGGUCGCUGCUCUCUCUUGAAGAAAUUAAAGCUGUCCUGCGGCUUCGCGUGGAUUUCUCUGACAAUGAAAUUGAGGAGACGCUCGCCAGCUUCAAGCCGCUGUCCGGCUGA
Messenger RNA from Eimeria acervulina, 3066 nucleotides. RefSeq lists its product as hypothetical. Lineage: Eukaryota; Apicomplexa; Conoidasida; Eucoccidiorida; Eimeriidae. The transcript has 14 exons. The coding region runs from base 1 to 3066 and encodes 1021 amino acids. The record is from RefSeq and is a predicted model, not a curated record.